AUGGCGCCCAAGACAGUGCUGAUCACCGGCUGCUCCUCUGGCAUCGGGCUGGCACUGGCCGUGCGGCUGGCACGAGACAAGCAGCAGCGCUUUCGAGUCAUUGCCACCAUGAGGAACGUGGGCAGGAGCGGGGCCCUGGCGGCCGCGGCGGGGCCGGCGCUGGGCAGGACGCUGGAGAUCAAGCAGCUGGAUGUGUGUGACGAGAGCUCCAUCCGCGCCUGCCUCGACAGCAUUCCCGGGCGCCACGUCGACGUCCUGGUCAGCAACGCUGGGGUGGGCAUGGCUGGCCCCCUGGAGUGCCAGAGCCUGGCAGCCAUGCAGAGCCUGAUGGACACCAACUUCUUCGGCCUGGUCCGGCUGGUCAAGGAGGUGCUGCCCGACAUGAAGCGGCGCCGUGGGGGCCACAUCGUGGUCAUCAGCAGCAUCAUGGGCCUGCAGGGCAUCGUCUUCAAUGACAUCUACGCAGCCUCCAAGUUCGCGGUGGAAGGAUUCUGCGAGAGCCUGGUGGUGCAGGCGCUGCGCUUCAAUGUGGCGAUCAGCCUGGUGGAGCCGGGGCCAGUGACGACGGAGUUCGAGGCCAAGCUGUACGAGGAGGCUGAGCGUGCAGACUACUCACGGACAGACCCUGAGACUGCUGACAUCUUCACCAACGUCUACCUCAGGAACUCCAAGGAUGUCUUUGCCAGCCUGGGACAGACCCCCGAGGACAUCGCUGAGCACACGCUGCGGGUGAUCGAGGCGGCCAGGCCACCCUUCCGGCACCAGACCAACGCAGCCUACACGCCGCUGGCUGCCCUGAAGCAGGCAGACCCCAGCGGGGCCCUGCUGACCGCAGCCUUCUCCAAGCUGGUGUUCAAGUACGGCGCAGUGCUGCGCCUCGGGCUGCGCGCCCUGCGCCUGCUGCGCUGGAAGGCUCAGAAGGUGAAGGAGGGAGUUCGCCUGCUGGGCUUCAAAUAG
This is a messenger RNA of Indicator indicator, 957 nucleotides long. It is a transcript of the gene RDH8, whose product is annotated as retinol dehydrogenase 8. NCBI's taxonomy places the organism in Eukaryota, Metazoa, Chordata, Aves, Piciformes, Indicatoridae. Gene Ontology annotation, cellular component: cytoplasm. The transcript has 6 exons. The record is from RefSeq and is a predicted model, not a curated record. Gene Ontology annotation, biological process: estrogen biosynthetic process. Bases 1 to 957 code for a protein of 318 amino acids. Gene Ontology annotation, molecular function: estradiol 17-beta-dehydrogenase [NAD(P)+] activity.